Messenger RNA from Dentiscutata erythropus, 288 nucleotides. Lineage: Eukaryota; Fungi; Glomeromycota; Glomeromycetes; Diversisporales; Gigasporaceae. The record is from the annotation of a GenBank genome assembly.
AUGAGGAUCCUUUUUGUUGCGUCUUCAAAUGACUGGGUAAAUUUGUCCAAUAAUAGUUGUAGUUGUGCCGAAUCCAUUCUUUCUUCCUUUUUUCCAGGUGCUUUUGCCGUUGUAGGACUUGGUUCUACUUCAAUGAGUUUUGGUGGUGAAGGUGGUCGUUUAGAUCCUUGUAAUCCAAGACCGAAGACUUCGUCACUUUCUCUAUUGUUCUAUUGUACUGAUGCCGAUCUUUAUAACAGAUUUUGUCACGAUUACUCAAUGCCUUGUAGUUUGCUUGUAGAUCCUUGA